CUUAUUGGGCUGUCAUUUGUCAUAAUAUAAAAAUAUCUUUAUUGUUUCUAUUUCAAUUUUAUUGAAUUAUACAUUGAAAAUAAGAAAUGUAAUAAUAAAUAAUCGAUCAAAAUGGAGGAAAACAAUGAUGACACAAAAAGCGAGCCAGUAAAAAGGAAUUAUUCAGUUAAAUUAAUGUUGAAAUUCGCUCUAAUUGUUGUCCUAGCUACAGGCCUCGGCUACACACACUACCGUUAUGUAUCCUACCUCUUUGAAAAUGACCGCAACUUCUCUUACCUCUCCGAAAUGGAGAGGGAGAUGUCUUUUCGCACGGAGAUGGGAUUCUACUACUCCUAUUACAAAACUAUAGUGGAGGAGCGUCCGUUUGUAGCUGGUAUCUCUAAGUUGAUGUACGACAGACUCGUGGAAUAUCCAAAAGAUGUGAAUGCCUUUAACAGAUUCAACAUACACCCUGAGGUACUAAUUGGUAGUAUCUACCGGUAUUUCGAACCUCUGCUGAACACUACCGCGCACAGGCAGUGUCACAUGGUGGACAGAGGGGAAGGCCUCGCGCCGGUGGAGAGCUGUGUCGGCAUAGGCCAGCCUAUCAUAUUCUAUUUAGAGGCCAUCUGGUGGUUGGCCGGCCUCACUGUGGCUGGACUGUUCCUACAUGCUACGGCGCUCAGCGAGAGCAUCCUCGGCGGCGGCGUGGCGGUGGCGCAGUACUUCGCGAACCACGGCGAGUGUACGCGCGUGCAGUGGGCGCCCAACGAGCGCGAGAACAUGGCCGCGCCGCUGCUGCUGCUGCAGGCCUGGCUCGUCAGCCUGCAGCUGCGCGACCGCCGCCCGCGGACCACCUUCCAGCUCCAGGUCUCGAUCUUCAUCCUCAACUGCCUAUGCCUACUGUUCUGGCAAUUUUCCCAAUUCAUAUUCCUGACUCAGACCGCCAUAUUCUUCGUGAUGGAGCAACUUAGGAUCAUAGACGUGAAAUCACUAUGCGUGUUCCUGCACUCGCACUUCUGCGGCCUACACAUGGCGGUGCUGCUACUCCAAGGGAACGACAUGCUAAAAUCGUCCCUGUUCGCCUCGUUCUUCCUAGUAGUGUCUGCGUACUGUUUAUUCUUCAGUUCACUGCGCGUUAAGGUUCAAAAUCGCCUGGACCUCCUCGUCGAAGCGUGGCUGGUAGUGCUUCGUAUAGCCAUAGUUGUAUGCGCGUCGUUCUAUUUGAAAAAGGUGAUAAGUGACUUCCUAGAAGUACAAGAGGACUCCCAUAUAUGGGACAUUCUAUAUUCAAAAUUCAGUGAUUACAAAACAUUUCACACAUUAAUAUACACGUGUUCGGAGGUGUUCGACUUUCUACCUUGGAGUUCGAUAAAGAAUAUGUUACAUUCCUUUUUAAUACCGUUCGCGUUAAUAAAUAUAUUGAACGUCUGCAAUUACUGGCUGUGUAACGCUUUAAGCGCCUCGCGCAAGAGAGAGAUGGAAGAUAAUCGCGUGAAGACAGAAAAGGACAGCCAAGAGGACACAGAUGACAGCGGUAUCGAGAACAACGCGGAGAUAAUAAAAAAAGAAGGCACAGACAAAAAAGUGGGCACCGUAGACGAUCAGUCAGAUGCGGGCAUAGACAAUGUUGUGUUCUUUUUGAAACAUUUAAAUAUAGAUGCGGCAAUUUUUUACAAUAUAUCCCAAAUGGCCGUGUACGGUGUUAUGGCGGCGCUAGUGAUGCGGCUAAAGUUGCUAUUCACGACACAGUUGUGUGUUCUGUCCUCUUUACUGAUGAGCACGAAGUAUUAUGUACUACCAAAGAAGUACAUGAAAUACCUGCCAUUGCUGUGGGUGGUGGCCGUCUCGCCCCUCGCGCAGGACCUCAUAGACAACACCUCACAGGAGAUGUCGCAUAUUGGUGAAUUCAGCGACAUACCACAAGAGGAGCUGUUGGAAUGGAUCAAACGGGAGACUGGCAGCGGCGCGGCGUUCGCGGGUACGAUGCCCGUGCUGGCCACGGUCAUGCUGGCCUGCCGCCGGCCCAUAGUGGCCCAUCCGCACUAUGAGCAUUAUGAGGCCAGAGAGAGAGCAUAUGCAGUAUAUAAAACCUAUGGGCGGUUCACCCCCAUGGAGCUCUACCAAGAGCUGAACAAGCUGCGGGCGACGUACCUCAUUAUAGAACACAAGUACUGCUAUGGGAGGAGCAGCAAAGGCUGCUCGUUCCAAGACAUCUGGGACGUGGAGUGGCCGUCGAAGCGCGGGCAGCCGCGGCUGUGCCACACGCUGCUCAGCGAGCCGGUCGACCACUUCUACCUGGUGUUCCGCAACGACCACUACGCCGUCUUCAGGAUACACGACGUCAGCGUGCGAUAUAUGCCUCGAAGCUUCGACACUUGACAUUUGUGGAGCGAGCGAGCGCGCGCCCAUUGACACUUGUAAAAUAACAAAAACUUUAUCAUUUUAGGUACAGCUCAAUUAAUAAACGGCAACUGCGCUUCACAAGUAUUGAAUUGUAAACCAAUAAUAUAUAUAAGUACUUACUAUGCCAUAAGCUUACAUUAUAUAGAUAGAGUGUCUUCAUACAAAUGCUUCGAGAGAAACGGGUCAACAUUUUAAUACAAUUUUGCGUGAUAAAUAGUUACGAGUGAUUCCUUUAUAACUUCUAUAUUUAUUUUUUCUUUUAAUUUCUGCAUAUUUUUAAUGCGUAAAAACUCUGUUUAUUUAUUAAAUCAUUAAAUAUUGAUACGUCAAGAUACAUUGUGUGCGUAAGUAUAUAGAACACUGAUAAAAAGACGAGUCAGCUAAUUUGACAAUUAGCUGACGAAGUUGACACGUUUUUGUGGCUCGAUACUCUAUCUAUAUAAUCGAAUGCCAUGAGUUUGUUCUUUAAAAAAAAAUAUUGUCGCGCUUAAUACAUAAUAACUAAGGCCCAAUAUAGGGAGACAAGUCGUGUGGGAUCAGCCCGGCAAUUGCCCAGGGGGGCAAAUUUUAUUAAAAUAGGCCAAAACGGUGGCGAAUUAGCUAGUCUAGCUCUAAAGGCAAUAAAUACUUUCACGUUUAUAAUAUAUUAAGGAGGGAAGGGAAGGAUUGUCAGUAAUGCAGUUAAGUCCUUAUCGCUGGUAAUAAGCCACGGCGGGUCGACCUCCUCGCGGUCUUCCCCUGAAAAAUAUUGAAUUCACCAUGCAUGGGCCAUCUUACCUGACUACAUCCUCCACUGGUGCCCCGUCAUUGUAUACCGUUAGUAUAGACGGGGGCACCAUUUUAUCUUCACCCAUUAAAUUAUUAUUUCAGACGUGAAUUGUCCACUGCUAGAAGCCUCCCUCUUAAGGGGGAGUAAGUUGCCAGUAGUUGCCACGUUUGGCAGUUGGAUUUUGGUGAUGUUUUAAGACGGACACUGCUGCCCAUCCCUCGUCCAUGAAGUUCCCUUAGUUGCCAGUGUAUACUCGUAAUGCAGGAAAGUCCUUACUCCAUCUUUAUCCAUUAAAAAAACAUCACUGUCCUCAGGAACGGUGCCCCGUGAGAGGUGGGGGAAGGGAUUGUUAGUGGUGCAGACUACUAGUCCCAUUGCUAGCAAUGCACCUCGUCGGGUCGACCUCCACAUGGUCCCCCCUGGAAACCAUCAUGCUGAAUUUCGGGUGGAUACAUCACGAUGGGCUAACUGACCUGCUAUUUGAUUCUGUCACUUAUUAUCCCUCACUGGUGCCCCGCCAGCGUAUACCGUUAGCGCAGGCGCAACCCCGUCUGCGCUAUUGGUAGACACUGGCGGGGCACCAGUGAGGGAUGACAGAUGAAGAUAAAAGUAGGUCAAUUAGCCCAUCCUGACGAAUUAAACUAGAAUUAGUCACGAUGGUUUCCAGGGGGAACCACGAGGAGGUCGACCUGACAGGGUAUAUUGCUAGUAAUAGGCCUAUUUGACCCCUAUACUAACAAUCCCUUUCCCCCCGAUUGAUAGGUGUUAUAGAAGGUUGUAAAAUUUCCAAGUAAUAAAAAUGUGUUAAUCUUCGAGUGUUGCCAGUCGCACGCAUACUAAUGGUAGCGGAAUUAAACGAAAUAAUGUUAUUCAAAUAACCAGUGAUAUGAACUACAGUAAAUAACACCUAGUUCAGUAGAAUACUCCCUUCAGAGAAUUAAAAAGGUUUCCAUUCAACGCUGUUUAGUAAAUAGUUGGACUAUGUACUUUUUGUGAUGUAAGUAUUAAUCUGUAUUGUUAAAUUAAGCGAAAUAAUGUGAUCUUACUAUAGUAAAUAUAUGAUUUUAUUCUCUUAAGAAAGUAUUUUUAUUUCCAACCAGUGU
This is a messenger RNA of Galleria mellonella (greater wax moth), 4257 nucleotides long. Its product is annotated as probable C-mannosyltransferase DPY19L1. Lineage: Eukaryota; Metazoa; Arthropoda; Insecta; Lepidoptera; Pyralidae. The record is from RefSeq and is a predicted model, not a curated record. Gene Ontology annotation, molecular function: mannosyltransferase activity. Gene Ontology annotation, cellular component: nuclear inner membrane. Bases 112 to 2361 code for a protein of 749 amino acids. The transcript is spliced from 10 exons.